GCAAGCGUCGAGCUUGGAAGCCUUGGCUCGCGCACCUCGCAGUCAGCACCGAAGAGAACUCGCUCGCUCACUCACACUGAAAAAUGGAAGACGAAAUUGCCGCCCUGGUUGUGGACAAUGGAUCCGGUAUGUGCAAAGCCGGCUUUGCUGGAGAUGACGCCCCACGUGCUGUCUUCCCCUCCAUCGUGGGAAGGCCCAGGCAUCAGGGUGUGAUGGUGGGCAUGGGCCAGAAGGAUUCCUACGUCGGUGAUGAGGCUCAGAGCAAGAGGGGCAUCCUGACCCUCAAGUACCCCAUUGAGCAUGGCAUCGUCACCAACUGGGACGACAUGGAGAAGAUCUGGCACCACACCUUCUACAACGAGCUGCGCGUGGCCCCCGGGGAGCACCCUGUGCUGCUCACUGAGGGUCCCCUCAACCCAAAGGCCAACCGCGAGAAGAUGACCCAGAUCAUGUUCGAGACUUUCAACACACCCGCUAUGUACGUGGCCAUCCAGGCUGUACUGUCCCUGUACGCCUCUGGCCGUACCACCGGCAUCGUGAUGGACUCUGGAGACGGCGUCACCCACACUGUACCCAUUUACGAGGGCUACACGCUGCCACAUGCCAUCCUCAGGCUGGACCUGGCAGGUCGGGACCUCACUGACUACCUCAUGAAGAUCCUAACAGAACGUGGCUACAGCUUCACCACCACUGCUGAGCGUGAGAUCGUGCGAGACAUCAAGGAGAAGCUCUCCUACGUUGCUCUGGACUUCGAGCAGGAGAUGAGCACAGCCGCUUCCUCCUCAUCCCUGGAGAAGAGCUAUGAGCUGCCCGACGGCCAGGUCAUCACAAUCGGCAACGAGAGGUUCCGCUGCCCUGAGGCUCUCUUCCAGCCUUCCUUCUUGGGGAUGGAGUCAUGCGGCAUCCACGAGACCACCUUCAACAGCAUCAUGAAGUGUGACGUGGACAUCCGUAAGGAUCUGUACGCAAACACCGUGCUGUCAGGUGGCACCACAAUGUACCCAGGUAUUGCUGACCGCAUGCAGAAGGAGAUCACCUCUCUGGCCCCCACCACCAUGAUGAUUAAGAUCAUUGCUCCACCCGAGAGGAAGUACUCUGUGUGGAUUGGUGGCUCCAUCCUGGCUUCCAUGUCCACCUUCCAGCAGAUGUGGAUCAGCAAACAGGAGUACGACGAGUCUGGCCCAAGCAUCGUCUACAGGAAGUGCUUCUAAAGACUGGCCGACACCCCCCCU
Messenger RNA from Syngnathoides biaculeatus (alligator pipefish), 1232 nucleotides. RefSeq names its product actin, cytoplasmic 2-like. NCBI's taxonomy places the organism in Eukaryota, Metazoa, Chordata, Actinopteri, Syngnathiformes, Syngnathidae. Bases 84 to 1211 code for a protein of 375 amino acids. The transcript has a single exon. The record is from RefSeq and is a predicted model, not a curated record.